AGUUGAGAAACGAGCCUUUGGAACGUGCGGUCUGUGCUGCGGUUUUCCGGUCGGGGGCAGAGUUCAACGUACAAAGGAUGCCGUUUGUCAUCAGCAGGUUCUUUAGUUCGGUUCAGUAGGAGAGUCACCUCUUCUACAGAUUGUGGUCAGAGGGCAGCCCUCAGUGAUACUUAGGGCUUUUGGUGUUUGAAUUCAAGUCGGCCAAGGGAGGCGAUGCUUAUAAGAUUAAAAUAAAAACGGCUGGUCAUCGUGGUUAGUGGCCAAAGUAUUGGGGUGUAGACUGUGGGGUGAGUGUCGGAAGGGGUGUCUGUGCAUUUCUUGCUCUCACGAGUGGGUCUUGCUGAUUAAAAUGAGAAUGCUUCUACUUUGUGUCAAGGACCCUGGGAGCACAGACUUCCGUGCAAGGAGAGGGAGUCUUGAGAAGGGAAAGUUGUAGCGAAGUUGUUGAAGGUUUUUUUGGGAGAGUCUUUGGGGGAGUUCUGAUUUGCUUCAAGAAGGUGGAACUCUGAGUUGAAGUAAAGAACUCUCGGAGUGGACAUGGUUUGAUAAGAGUGAAGCAUUUUCUCUUAAAUUUGACAGGUCUGAACGUGAGCAGGUCACUUCCCUGCGGGAAGGACAAGGUUCGCGACUGGGAAGUUUUAAACACAGUAUCUGUGGGUGAGAGGACAGAGCUGAGGCACAGACGUCAAACAGAAAUCUCCCCCCUAACCCCCAAAUAAUAGCUUAUUCAGGGAGCCAGGGAGCAUCAGGGCAACUUUACUAAACAUGGAAGUCCCAAUAAGAGCUUGUCCAGUCCAGCCAGGGGGAGUGAUGUCAUUGUCACAUGUUUCCCACUGAGGCAUAAAAGCUUGCUGGAUGCUGGUGCAAUUAAGAGCUAUGUUUAGACCAGAGCAGCUAACCUGGCUCGCUGGUCCCCAGCUGCAUUAACUUGUUGCUUUUCAAGCCGUCUCUGGAGGCUGUUGGUUCCUUCUGGCUGCAUCUGUGCCAGCUCUGAGUGGGGAAUCCCAAGGCUUCCUUGAGGAUGGAGGAAGUCCCAGGGCAGUGGGCAAUGCUAACGGACCCAGCGAUGACUCUGAAUAACGUCACCAUGCGCCAGGGCACUGUGGGCAUGCAGCCGCAGCAGCAGCGCUGGAGCAUCCCGGCCGAUGGCAGGCAUCUGAUGGUCCAGAAAGAGCCCCACCCGUACAGCCAGCGCAGCCGGCACUCUGCUGCCCCUGAGGACCACUGCCGCCGGAGCUGGUCCUCCGACUCCACAGACUCAGUCAUCUCCUCCGAGUCAGGGAACACCUACUACCGGGUGGUUCUCAUAGGGGAGCAGGGGGUGGGCAAGUCCACUCUGGCCAACAUCUUUGCGGGCGUGCAUGACAGCAUGGACAGCGACUGUGAAGUGCUGGGAGAAGAUACCUAUGAGCGGACACUGAUUGUUGAUGGAGAAAGUGCAACAAUUAUACUCCUGGACAUGUGGGAGAAUAAGGGGGAGAAUGAGUGGCUCCAAGACCACUGCAUGCAAGUCGGGGAUGCCUACCUGAUUGUCUACUCCAUCACGGACCGGGCUAGCUUCGAGAAGGCAUCUGAGCUGCGAAUCCAGCUCCGCAGGGCCCGGCAGACCGAGGACAUUCCUAUAAUUUUGGUUGGCAACAAAAGCGACUUGGUGCGGUGCCGGGAAGUGUCCGUAUCAGAAGGGAGAGCGUGUGCCGUGGUGUUCGACUGCAAGUUCAUCGAGACCUCCGCGGCCGUCCAGCACAACGUCCGGGAGCUGUUUGAGGGCAUCGUGCGGCAGGUCCGCCUCCGGCGGGACAGCAAGGAGAAGAAUGAGCGGCGGCUGGCCUACCAGAAGAGGAGGGAGAGCAUCCCCAGGAAGGCCAGGCGCUUCUGGGGCAAGAUCGUGGCCAAAAACAACAAGAAUAUGGCCUUCAAGCUCAAGUCCAAGUCCUGCCAUGACCUCUCUGUGCUCUAGGCGCCCGAGUCACCCAGAUGUCCCCAAUGGACAUCACUGAAGGCCGUUGGGACCAAUAAUCUAUAUUAGAUUGGAUUCUUAAGUAUUGUUAGAUGUGGCUGGGAAUUAACGUGGUCACCUGGUGGGCAACAUGCCGCAUGGGAAAUGAAAGGUCUUUGUAAAGAGUCAGUAUUUAUUUACAGGAAAAGCCUGACCUUUGCUACCCGAACACCCAAGACUCAUUCGAGGUCGUGGUUGGUGUUCACAUGUGGUUCCUCUCUCCUUUGGCUAGUAGAGAAUUGAGCCUACAAAAGAAUGCCUAGACAUUUUCGUUAUUAAAAUUUUGCCCAGGGUUUGGAUAUGUGGAUUGAGGCUAAUCAGUGGGUCAUAAACAAAUAUAGGAAAGCGGUCAAAGGAUUUUUUCCAAGGAGGCAGAACUCCUGUCUCUCUGCCUUAGAUUCGUGGAGCGAGGAUCAUAGAACUGGACUCAUCACGAUCGUGAUUCUUACUGCUCCAUGAAGCUGUGAGAAGAAAUGACGGACUUGCUGGAAAGGAAAGCUUAGCAAAACAAGUUUUGUUCAAUGCCCACAGUUGGGGAUCCUGAAAUUUGUAGAAUUGGGAACUGAUAUAUGUACCACUAAUGGGUUCAAAAAUUACAUCUUUACUACUGUGUCUUAACAAUUGUUUAUUUAAGGGCAAAAUUAUUUUCAUCAAAUUCUAUUUCGUCAGACCACCUUUUAUGUUUCAUUAUCUUUAAAAUCAUAGGGCCAUCAUAAAAAUAUCUUUAAAAUUGAAUUGUUGAGAACGUAGAGUGCAAAGUGCCAAAUUUUUAAGUAUAACUGAAGGUCUGGAUUUUUAUAAAACAGAAAACAUAAAUACUUACAGUUCUUUGGGUUGACCCUUGUCUGCCACAGCUCUGCUCUAUUUAUUAUUAUUUUGCAAAAUAACAACCGUUUUAACAUUUGAUAAAGCAUAUUUAUGAACAUGUUUCUUAAUAAGAAAAAUGCCCAUUUUAUUACCAUUUUCUAUCUUUUUCAGAAUAUGCAAGUUUUUACCUAUAUGUCUUAUAAUAAAAGAAAUAAAAUCGUUGGAAAAAAAGGCAUUUCUAAAUGUUUUUUCUCCCCAAACAAGAUGAUUGUGAUCAUUUUGAUAAUAGCUUUUAGAGCAAGCACAUUCUAAAGAAACAUAUCUAUUGUUUUAUGUCUUCUGUUCAUUGGCUACUGCCCCGUCAUGGUCAAGUUUUAGACUGUCCCUGACAUCCCUCCUUUGGAAUGUGAUUCACAAUAAUGCAAAGGGAGUUUUGGCUGAUACGGUUAGGAAGUAUUUGGGGUCAUGUAAAUGCUGAGUUCCAGUAAAAGUGAGAUGGACCUUUA
Messenger RNA from Camelus dromedarius (Arabian camel), 3309 nucleotides. RefSeq names its product GTP binding protein overexpressed in skeletal muscle (gene GEM). Gene Ontology annotation, biological process: negative regulation of high voltage-gated calcium channel activity. NCBI's taxonomy places the organism in Eukaryota, Metazoa, Chordata, Mammalia, Artiodactyla, Camelidae. Gene Ontology annotation, cellular component: plasma membrane. Bases 1022 to 1957 code for a protein of 311 amino acids. Gene Ontology annotation, molecular function: GTPase activity; GTP binding; calcium channel regulator activity. The transcript is spliced from 5 exons. The record is from RefSeq and is a predicted model, not a curated record.